This is a messenger RNA of Peronospora belbahrii, 267 nucleotides long. NCBI's taxonomy places the organism in Eukaryota, Oomycota, Peronosporomycetes, Peronosporales, Peronosporaceae. The record is from the annotation of a GenBank genome assembly.
AUGUCUGACCUAAAGACUGAUUUUGAAGCCGCAGCGGCGCUUGUGAAAACAUUCACAAAGAGUCCCACUAACGAUGAAAAGCUUACACUCUACGCCUACUACAAGCAGGCCACUAUUGGUGACAAUACGACACCUGCCCCGGGAAUGUUUGAUAUGACGGGGAAGGCGAAAUGGAACGCCUGGAAUGCCAAAAAGGGUCUAUCGACAGAGGACGCUAUGAAGGCUUAUAUUGCUGAGGUGGAGAAGCAAAAGGUGGUCUACGCCUGA